Prionailurus viverrinus (fishing cat) is the source of this 1994-nucleotide messenger RNA. RefSeq names its product zinc finger CCHC-type containing 4 (gene ZCCHC4). The record is from RefSeq and is a predicted model, not a curated record. NCBI's taxonomy places the organism in Eukaryota, Metazoa, Chordata, Mammalia, Carnivora, Felidae. Gene Ontology annotation, cellular component: cytoplasm; nucleolus. The transcript has 13 exons. Gene Ontology annotation, molecular function: nucleic acid binding; rRNA (adenine-N6-)-methyltransferase activity; zinc ion binding. Gene Ontology annotation, biological process: rRNA methylation. The coding region runs from base 10 to 1551 and encodes 513 amino acids.
GGCGGGAAGAUGGCGGCCCCCAGGGACUGGCUGGGAGCGGUGGAGGAAGAGGGGAACUCGGGUCUUCAGGGGAGCUCGGGAGUGAAGGUGGUUUUUCCUUCUGAUCCCGCCACGCCUGCCCCGCUGUGCCCUCACGGACCCACUCUUCUGUUUGUAAAGGUGAACCAAGGGAAAGAAGAAUCACGGAGGUUUUAUGCCUGCUCAGCCUGUAGAGAUAGAAAAGACUGUAAUUUUUUUCAAUGGGAAGAUGAAAAGUUGUCAGAAGCUAGACUUGCUGCCCGAGAAGCUCAUAACCGAAGAUGUCAGCCGCCUCUAUCCCGAACGCAGUGUGCAGAAAGGUACUUGAAGUUUAUUGAGUUGCCCUUGGCUGAGAGGAGGUUUUGUCAAAGAUGCCAGCAGUUGCUGUUGCCGGACGACUGGGAGAAGCACCGUGAGCACUGGGUGGUGGGCAACAUCUCUGCCGGCCAGCUCGGCAGGCCCACCCAGCUUCUCCGUCCACUGGAGAACAAGAAGACAAACGCCCAGUACUUGUUUGCCGAGCGUACCUGCCACUUCCUGGUAGACCUGCUUCCUGCCCUUGGGCUCACGAGAGUACUGUGCGUUGGCACACCAAGGUUGCAUGAGCUGAUCAGGUUGAAAGCAUCAGGUGACGAGAAGUCUAACAUUAAAAGCCUUUUAUUGGAUAUUGAUUUUCGGUAUUCACAGUUUUAUAUGGAAGAUAGCUUUUGCCGUUAUAACAUGUUCAACCAUCACUUCUUUGAUGGAAAGGCUGCCCUUGAAGUAUGCAGAACAUUUUUACAGGAAGAUAAAGGUGAGGGAGUCAUUAUGGUGACAGAUCCUCCUUUUGGUGGCUUGGUUGAACCUCUGGCUGUUACAUUCAAGAAGUUAAUUGCUAUGUGGAAAGAAGGUCAAAGCCAAGAUAGCAGUCACAAAGAACUACCUGUAUUCUGGAUUUUCCCCUAUUUUUUUGAAUCCCGAAUUCGUCAGUUUUUUCCAAGCUUCUGCAUGCUGGAUUACCAGGUAGAUUAUGAUAAUCAUGCACUUUAUAAACAUGGAAAGACAGGUCGAAAACAAUCUCCUGUGCGUAUUUUCACCAAUAUCCCACCCAGCAAAAUAAUCCUUCCUAGUGAAGAAGGGUACAGAUUUUGCCCUUUAUGUCAACGAUAUGUUUCCCUAGAGAAUCAACACUGUGAGCACUGUAAUUCUUGCACAUCCAAGGAUGGCAGGAAGUGGAACCAUUGCUUUCUCUGCAAAAAGUGUGUAAAACCUUCCUGGAUCCACUGUAGCCUUUGCGGUCACUGUGCUCUUCCAGAUCAUUCCUGCGGGGCCCCUAAAGAUGGCUGCUUUAUUUGUGGUGAAUUAGAUCAUAAACGUAGUACUUGUCCUCAGAUCACUGCAUCUAAGAAAGUGAUCAGAGCUGUCAGAAAGCAGAAGCAAAGAAAAAGUAAGAAGACGAAAAUGGAGACCGUUAAAGAGCAACCCAUGAAUCACACAUCUGUUACAAGGAAGAAGAAAAGGAGAGAAAGAGCCCAUCAAUAUCUUUGCUCUUAAAUGUCCAGUGACUUGAGAAUAAGAAAGAUUUAUAGUCCAACCUUUGAUGCCAUUUUCUGAAAGUGCCACACUGGACUUAAAUUCUGUCGCUUUCAAAGGUAUGCGCCUUUUGAAGCCAGAAAAUAGGCAGGUGGCAUUUGUUGGUGUCUGGGCCCCUCAGCAGCCUCUCUGGAGACCUGGGGAGUUGUCCCAUCCUUAGCUGGUUUGCCAGACCUCUCCGUGUGCCUUCUUUCACUCUCCAAAUCUGUCCCAGUCGUAUCAUUUUGGCCUCUUUUGAACAAUGGGCAUAUAGCAUUCUUUUGCAGAAAAUGUCAGAAGAGGAAUGAAAGGGGAGACUUGAGGUCUUGUGCAUACUGAACACGAGUGUGUUAAAUUAGACACAGGAAUGUUGUAAGUCAAACAUCAAAAUACUGUAUGAUGGAUUAAACCCCACUUGCAAAGAA